UGUCACGUUUCUCCUGAUGAAUUUAAACAUCUAGUUUUCAACUAUAAAAGCAAAAACUCUGAGCUGAAAACAUCAGAACCACCGACUCACAUCAUAAUCAUCUGAGCCGCAAACAGAGCCUGAACUGAUGCCAGCCAUGAACUCAGUCGUCCUCCUGCUGUCGGUUGUGUGUUUGGGCGUCUCCUCUCAGCAGAUCACAGACAGCCAGCGUUUGUUCUCCAUUGCAGUCAACAGAGUCACGCACCUGCACCUGCUCGCCCAGAGACUCUUCUCGGACUUUGAGAGCUCUCUGCAGACGGAGGAGCAACGUCAGCUCAACAAAAUCUUCCUGCAGGACUUCUGCAACUCUGAUUACAUCAUCAGCCCGAUCGACAAACACGAGACGCAGCGCAGCUCGGUCCUGAAGCUGCUGUCGAUCUCCUAUGGACUGGUUGAGUCCUGGGAGUUUCCCAGUCGCUCUCUGUCUGGAGGUUCCUCUCUGAGGAACCAGAUUUCACCAAGGCUGUCUGAGCUUAAAACGGGAAUCUUGCUGCUGAUCAGGGCCAAUCAGGAUGAAGCAGAGAAUUAUCCUGACACCGACACCCUCCAGCACGCUCCUUACGGAAACUAUUAUCAAAGUCUGGGAGGCAACGAAUCGCUGAGACAAACUUAUGAAUUGCUGGCUUGCUUCAAGAAGGACAUGCACAAGGUGGAGACCUACCUGACGGUAGCUAAAUGUCGACUCUCUCCAGAAGCAAACUGCACUCUGUAGCUCCACCUAAUAUUGAUACUGAUACGUGCUCUGUAGCCCCACCCUCAUGUUGGCAAACUCUGCUUACAUGUGUUAGCAUUAGCAAUAGGAUAAUAAUAGCAGUGGUAAUCGUGACAUCAGAAGUUUUUCUGACAUAACUGUGAUGCAAGGUGUGAACGGGAAUAAUGUUAUUCUGUGAAAUAAAUGUGUUGCAUUGA
Oreochromis niloticus (Nile tilapia) is the source of this 948-nucleotide messenger RNA. RefSeq names its product growth hormone 1 (gene gh1). NCBI's taxonomy places the organism in Eukaryota, Metazoa, Chordata, Actinopteri, Cichliformes, Cichlidae. The record is from RefSeq and is a predicted model, not a curated record. The transcript has 6 exons. Bases 128 to 751 code for a protein of 207 amino acids. Gene Ontology annotation, biological process: positive regulation of tyrosine phosphorylation of STAT protein; response to nutrient levels; positive regulation of receptor signaling pathway via JAK-STAT. Gene Ontology annotation, molecular function: growth hormone receptor binding; growth hormone activity. Gene Ontology annotation, cellular component: extracellular region.